UACAUGGCCACUUUGGUUCCAGUUCUCUCCCCAGAGGAUAUAGAACGCGCCGCAGACCUCAUCCGGCAAGCCUAUGCGCCACAAAACCAUCUCUCGUCCGAGGACCAAAGGCGGAUUCAGCAGGAGCUCUUUGAAAUACAGAAACGGCCAGAAGCAUGGGGACUGGUAUUGCCGUUCCUGAAUUAUAGCGACCCAAACGUGCAGUUCUUUGGGGCUCAUACGGCACAAGUGAAGAUCGCGCGAGACUGGGCAGCUUUUCCUGAAGACGAUGCUCCACAACUACGUGACAUGGUUCUAGAUGUGACGGGUCGCGCCAUGGGCAGCGGCAAGAAUAAAGUCAUUCUCCGCAAACUCUACGUUGCUGUGACAUCUUUAGCCCUCAAACUUGCGCCAGGAAAUCCGUCUCGAUGGCCUGACUGGCUAAUGUCGUGCAUCAAUACGAUGUCGACCCUCGGUGCUACGACCGAGCAGAUCAUGGAUUUCCUUGCGAUCGUUGCCGAGGAAGUGGAGAGUGCAGACCUGCUGCCUGCAAGUAAGAUCCAGGUGCAAAGCAGCUUGCGAGAAGUCGUGCCGAUGGUUAUACAGGCCAUAACAUCAUGCAUCACCGUCCCACAAGCUCUAAGCGCACCCCACCAGCUCUCGUCCGCGUUGAAAUGUCUUCAAGCAUGGUUCCCAAUACUCCCCGCCAGCGAUCUUACACCGCUUAUCCCGUUGCUCAUCACGCUCUUGAACCCAAUCUCGACGGCAGCUCUAGAGUUUGAUGAGACAGCGUUUGCGGGGGCGUCCGAAACUCUGCAAGAACUCAUGACGAAGUCUGCAUUCGCAGAUGGUUCAGCGAAUCGAACUCUCACAGAGCCGCUCCUCAUUUGGCUCCACAGCUAUGGCGGCCGGAUCGUCGAGGAAACAUUGAACAGCGGCUUGGUCGACCCCGUCUCACACUCCUUCUGCAAGCUGCUGGUUGCCCUGGGCGACCAUUCUGCUAUGUAUCUCGCAGCGAACAUAGCCUCCUCCUUGCCACCCGCACCCUUUCCUGAGCCUCCACCACCAAUCAGCUUCCCUGCGCCUUCUCUGCCGAACAAGUCCCAGCUCGUCCAGACAUUCCUUCGCCUGCUACUCGCGUAUGCGGCAUUGCCCGGAUUCUAUGGCGUGGACGAGGAGGAAAGCGAGCUGACAUUCGGUUUUUGGUAUCUUUACCAGGAGGCGCUGUGGAGCGCUGAGUACGAGCAGGAGUUCGAAUUCGGGGAUGGGGAUGUGGAUGCAGAGCCGGGAACGGACAAGACAGAGCAGGCGCAAAUGCGCGUGGCGAGGGGUGUGUACUCGGAGCUCGUGCAGGUUUUGAGGCGAAAGGUGGUGUGGCCUGACGCUGCUACGUUGCGCACAUGGAACAGAGAUCAACGAGACAAAUUUCAAGCUUACCGCAGAGACGUCGGAGAUAUCGUCAUAAACGCGUAUUACAUCCUCCGAGACGAACUAUUGGCCUUCUACGUCGCCGAUCUGCUACAGCGGCUUUCAUCAAAAUCACCGAAUGAAGGCUGGGAAGACAUCGAAGGCACCUUGCAUUGCGUUCUGGCCGCUCAGGAGGCAGUGCCAGUCGAAAGCAAUCCUCAUCUUGCUCAAAUAUUCGGACCUGACAUACUCGGUCGUCUUCCCGUCACGGGGAGUGGCCGGGUACGCCGCACGGCUCUGCUACUGAUAGGCUCCUAUGCUUCCUGGUUCACUACUCAGCCGCAAGACGCAUCUCCCUUGCUCAUGAACGCAGUCUCCUACAUCGCCGUAGCUCUUCCUGAUCCUGCGUUGUGCUUGCCAGCUGCGAAUUCUCUCCGUGACCUCUGCGACGUGAAUCGGGCCGUUCUCGCGCCACAUAUAACUGCGUUCGGAGCGUUGCAUGCGAGCCUGACUGGAAUCCCUGAUACAGAGAAGGCGAAAGUCACACAAUCUAUCGCUAGUAUCAUUCAAGCACUUCCUCCUGCCGAGGCCAUCUCACCAAUCGAGGCGAUCCUCUCUCCUGUAAUGGCGAGCCUCCACGAGGCACUCCAAUCUGCCGCACAGCGACCUGACGAAGCUCGAGCGAUUGCGGUUCAGAAGUUGAUGACAAUUACAGGGGUUGCCAGCGGCUUGACACGCACAACCGAGAUCAUAGUGGUUGUGGACGAGAGUCCGGCCGCCCAAGAAGAAUCCAAGCAGAUGAUGCGAGCGCGGGACGACCCACGUAUGAGCCAGUUACGAGCAGGUCUCCUUGCCGUCAUCAGACGAAUCGUGGAACUUUGGACAGAGGAUGCGAGCGUAUCCGGUGCUCUGAGCGAGUUGAUUCACGCGAUCACUUCGCUACCGACCGACGUCACCCUCCUCACCUUACCUCCUGGGCCUUUGCUGGAAGUAGUCUGCAUGGCCGCUCAGACGCAACUGACCGCGGUGUGGCUAUCGUUGACGACCUCUCUGAUUAUCCAGCUUGAUCCCCCGUCUUUGCUUCCCACCACUUUCAAGUCUGUUCCGACGAACGAGGCCGAGCAAAUCGCGCUGAAUGUGCUGGGCGUGUUGUUGCAGACAAGUCUGAGCGUGCUUGGUCAGCCAGAUGCUUUGGAAUCGAAUCCCGAUAUCGUACAAGCGUUCUUCAGUUGCAUGGACAAGACGGCUCAGCAUUUUGUCACUGCAUUCUAUCGGCUCCCCUCGGAUAUAUUCACUGCUCUUAUGCAGUGCUCGAUCACAUCACUGGGGCUGCAGGAGCGGUAUUCUCUAGUAGGAGCCUCCACUUUCCUUCGAACUCUUAUCAACCGCACAUGUGCGGUAGAUGAACUCAGCGAAGCCAAAGUCAUUUUUGCCCAAACCCAUGGUCGCUCGUUCAUGAGGGUAGUUCUCAAUGGCUUCGCAGGCGUAGCACCUCGAUCCGCUACUCCGAACCUCAUCGAGUUGCUCUCGACGCUGACACAACGAUUCCCUGCCGAGAGUCGCCAGUGGAUGACAGAGGUGCUCUUCGCUGAUGAUUUUGUGCAAUGCAGAGCAAACGACGCGGCCAAGGAACAACUGAUCAAAGCAGUCUUUGGGUCACGCUCGAUCAAGCGCGUGAGAGAUGCAGCGCAGCAGUUCGUACUUAUCGCAAGAGGCUUGGAAGGAACUAGCUUUGGCUACACUUCAGUCACGAUGUGAAGGCGAACGAUUGGACUCGACGAAUCGCGGCAGUAUAUGACAAUGUUGUACAUCAUAGUAAUGUGACCUGUGUCACGACUCACCUGUGUUGCUGCAUGCUCUAGGCCAGCGUCCGGCAUACUUAUGGUGCUCCCCGUCAUGAUUCAUUCCUUACAAG
Messenger RNA from Fomitopsis serialis, 3301 nucleotides. Its product is annotated as ARM repeat-containing protein. Lineage: Eukaryota; Fungi; Basidiomycota; Agaricomycetes; Polyporales; Fomitopsidaceae. The record is from RefSeq and is a predicted model, not a curated record. The coding region runs from base 4 to 3144 and encodes 1046 amino acids. Gene Ontology annotation, biological process: protein import into nucleus. Gene Ontology annotation, cellular component: nuclear membrane; cytoplasm. The transcript has 22 exons.